GCGUCUCUUAUAACGGGCGGAGCUGUCCGCGGUACUGACGAGAGAGACUCCGCGCUCGUGCUCACGGUGCUGCACAGCCAUAAACACACCGAGAGCGCGAGAGCGAUGCGCAACGCACUCACGACUGACCGUUAAAACAGACCGAAAGCAAAAGGUAAAACAUGUCGUCAUCAUCUAGAUGCUGCGCAACAGGGGUGUUCAUCCUCCCCUCACUGCUCCUUCUGCCCCUUUUCCUUUCUCUCGUUUGUGGAGUUCAAGGGGCCACGCUAAGAGAGCAUCGCCUGAGCGGAAGUGAACCCGUCUCUUAUGGACCUGCGUCCCAGAUCCGUCCUCCUCCGAGUGCCGAGAUGCUCAGAGCUCUACGUUACAUCCAAAGCCUCAGCCAGAGAACCCCAUCUGAUCCUCUUGACGAUGAGCGCCAGCAAGACACUUCAGACGACAUGGAGAGCGUUCGCUCCAUGCUGCAAUUGGCAGCUCCUACCCGGAUGGAUAGAGGUAUGGACGAAAGCGAGGAAAGAGAGAAAGAUAAAACUCAAGAGUUGCUGCAAGCAGUGCUUUCCACACUACAACAGACCGAGGAACACAUGGUGCCCCAGAAAACCUCCCAGAAGGUCAUCACACCAUCUCAACCUCGAUACGCCAUCCACCCCUUCCCAAGACCAAAGCAACAACUAGAAUUGGAAUCUUCAUCUGAGAAUUACGGAAGGACCCCGUGGACCAAUCCGGAUAGCUGGAGGCGGCACCGAAAGUUCCCACUCAUGUUUGAAGAUGAGGAAGAUCAGGAACAGCCUCUCAAACGGACCAACGAGAACGCAGAAGAACAGUACACACCCCAGAAGCUGGCGACCCUUCAAUCUGUGUUUGAGGAACUGAGUGGAAUCUCCACAUCUAAGGCCAACAGCAAACGGGAGGAUGCUGAAGAAGAUGACGAUAAUGAUAACGACUUGUACAGGCAGAGGAAGAUGGUCUUGGAGGACAUCAUGGGAACUGAUGAUUGGGUACCUCUGGAGGGACAAACAGAGACCGAAGAGGAAGAAAGAGAGAGGCAUGGGUUUAAUCGCAACAUUGAGCAUGAUGAGCAAGAGGAGGAUGAAGAGGACGAUGAUGUCAAGAGAUCCAACCAACCCGAUUGGUUCCAGACAGGAAAAGAGGAGGAGCCUGAGGACAUCACAAAGCUUGUGGACUACUAUCUUCUGAAAAUCCUAGAAAAGAAAGAGCAAGAGCAGCAGAAGAGACAAGAGGCCAGCAAGAGCGAGCAAGAAAGCGACCGAGAGGUGGAGAAAAAAGAUGCGGAUGAAGACGAAGAUGAAGAGGAGGACGAUGACAAGGCGGAGAGGGAAAUUAAGCCCGUGUACAGCACAUUCCCUGAGUCUUUGUCCCAGAUCAUCAAAAUCUCACAGAAGCUACAAAUCCCACCGGAGGAAGUUCUAGAGCUUCUCCAGAAGGAGAAGCAGAAGGAUUUAUUCAGAAUCCCAACAAAGUCACAUACACCGUACACAACUGCUCACAAGACCUUCGCCGCAUCACCUCACCGACGGCCGCUCGAGGCAUCGCAGGGCAACAGCGUCGCACAGGACAUCAUAAACAUCCUUGAGCUGGUAAACGCAGCGCAACAAAACAACCGACCAGCGCAAGCGAAAACAUCAAGUUAUUACGAGAGGGAAACCAGCAGGGAUGAUUACGACGACACUGCCGGCGAGGAAGACGAACUUGCUAAUUACCUGACGUCGGAAAUGUUCGCGCAUGGACAGAGACGUGCACGUCUGACGCCAUUACGUGACGAGGAUCAGCCCAUGUACGAACGUGCUGACUACUUCGACAAAAGCGCGCCAGAAAAAAGACCCGCCAAUCACGAGAAUGCAGCGGCGGGAUUAGACAACAACACCAUGCUGCAAAUCUUGCGGUAUCUGGAUCCGGAGAGCGACGAUGCUGACGAAACAGACUCUGAGGAGAAAACAGUCCCUGAAAUGUAGAUGUGUAGAUAACGAUUAUAUUCACUGUUUGAAGUUUGUCAUAUAAUAAAAUAUUUUGAAACAAAUAUACCCCCUAAUUGCGUUUAGUCAAUGUAGUGCUCCAGCUUUUCUCAUUUCCUGUUCUGUAUAGCGAAAAAAAGAGUAUUUUAUUAAACCCAAUGAAUUUGUUUCUUAGAUAGCAAAUAGAACAAUGUAAAAAGUAGCCGGUUUUACCUCUUCAACAUAUGAACACACAGAUUUUCUUCCUCUUAACGACGCCAGUUAUGUUUUCAGUCAGUAUCUUGUGCGUGUGAUGAGGUCAUGUGUGACGUGGCAGAGGUAAAUAAAGCAUUUGUUCACACCAUG
Molecule: messenger RNA, 2318 nt
Organism: Onychostoma macrolepis
Lineage: Eukaryota; Metazoa; Chordata; Actinopteri; Cypriniformes; Cyprinidae
Gene: scg2a
Product: secretogranin II a
Exons: 2
Coding region: 162-1973 (603 amino acids)
Cellular component (GO): secretory granule
Source: RefSeq, a predicted model, not a curated record